CCUCUCUCGCUCCGCCUUCCAAUUAGGUUACGGCACGACAGCGUCAACUCCACUCAAGUUUUUGUUUUUAAUUCUGAGCAGAAAAUAUCAGGUCAUAAAUAAAUAAAUAAAAUAAGAAGAAAGAAAGAAAGAAACAAACAUUUUUUUUAAAGAUAUGAACGAUUUAAAGAGGCAAAGUUGAUCAUAUUCACAUGGUUACUUAUUUAAAAUUUUAGAUCUGAAUAGUAUAGGUUUCCGCUCCAUUGGUGUACGUACUUUGCGACAGACAGCGGGCGCUUUACGGCAAAGGCUACACACACCCAAUCUGGUUACAUUGUAGUAUUUUGAAAAUACAAUUUUCAAACGUUUAUGUUAACAAAUAACUACGCCGAAGUCCCCAUGACACUACCUCUUUUGUACAACACGAACAGUCGUCAUACAUGAGGACAAUCCUCGUGCGACGCCGGAGAAUUACCCCAAAGCUAACGCAAGUUAGCACUGACGCCAUCAGAGCGCUGCCCCUUAACCCGGAAAUAAAACUACGUUUUGUUUGUUAUCUUGGCGUAGAGUUUGUUUACUCUCGUCAACAUUAACACACAAUGGAGGAAAUAUACGUCAAACCAGGUAACCAGGAACGAGGAUGGAACGACCCCCCACAGUUCUCCUAUGGCCUCCAGACGGCCGGCACGCCACAGAGGAACCUCAUGAACAAGAGGCCUGUGAUGCCUGACGCUGCGGCCCCGCCCAAGACUCCACAUUCCAGCCCCUCCGGUCCACUGCCAUGUGGUGUGGCCCCGCCUCCCGCAGGGGGUGCGCCCGAAUGGAAGGCCACGCCUCCCGCACCCACCGCGGGGCCAAAGAGGAUUCAGGGUGAUGAGGACUGCGGCCAGUCGGAGGCAGAGCCUGGCGCGGAGGGUGUGGCGGAGGUUCUGCAGCGAGCGCUGGCCACAUGCAGGCGGGACGUCGCGCCCCAAGUGUGUAACGAUAUGGAAAAGAGACUCCGCCUCUUUAAGGACAGCUGGACAUCGGGACGACUAAGUCUCCCUGUGAGGAGACGCAUGAGCGCCUUGUCGCGAGAAGUGGAGGCGGGACGCUGGGACCAGGCCGACGAGAUCCAUCGCUCCCUGAUGGUGGAUCACGUGACGGAGGUCAGCCAAUGGAUGGUCGGCGUCAAGCGACUGAUCGCCGAGACCCGAAAGCUCCACCCAGAAGUGUCGGACCACGGCGACACCUGUCAGUCGUGACCUUUGAACCUUUCAAAGCAGGUGGCGGCGGCGGGAGGUCAAAGGUAAUGAGGAGGGAGGGAGAAUGUUGUUGCCAUAGCAACCAUCCAGUAGCUGCCGUUCUCCUUGUGCUGACUGACCAAUCAGAGUGCUUCAACACCAAGGAAGUAAAAUGUUGUUUGUUUUUUUUCCUUUCUGGACGUUUGACUUGAGGAUAAUAAAAAUAUACAUGAUGACGUCA
Molecule: messenger RNA, 1443 nt
Organism: Phycodurus eques (leafy seadragon)
Lineage: Eukaryota; Metazoa; Chordata; Actinopteri; Syngnathiformes; Syngnathidae
Gene: sra1
Product: steroid receptor RNA activator 1
Exons: 6
Coding region: 579-1223 (214 amino acids)
Biological process (GO): regulation of transcription by RNA polymerase II
Cellular component (GO): nucleus
Source: RefSeq, a predicted model, not a curated record